Molecule: messenger RNA, 834 nt
Organism: Serpula lacrymans var. lacrymans S7.9
Lineage: Eukaryota; Fungi; Basidiomycota; Agaricomycetes; Boletales; Serpulaceae
Exons: 5
Coding region: 47-397 (116 amino acids)
Source: RefSeq, a predicted model, not a curated record
GGGCGGGAUCACCAACAGUCACCGUAGCUUUCAAUCCUCCAGCACCAUGAGGUGUGAUGUCAACCCGAGCGCUGGGGUCAGAAGAGAAAUUUCCUGCCUUGACCAAGUUCCUCAGGUUAAAAUCACGCGUGUCGGUGUUGGACAUGUUAAUGCGGAUUGCAAAUGUAAAGUGAAGGUAGCACAAUCCCUUCAAGAUAGUGCAAAUAUGGUCACUGCGGACAGGAGUAACUUCGCCCCCAAUUCUUGUUUAGUUCUAAGGUUUACUCCCAAGAAACACGGCGAGGUCCAACGGGCAAUUCCAUACUGUGAUGGUCAUGGAAUUACCUGUAGCUCCAGCGGUCGGAGUACUGUGCCGGUCUACAAAUGGCAUGUCAAAAUGGGACCCGAGAAGAGCUGAAGCGCUGAAGACUCAUAACGCAUGGAUAGUUGGAGCCAGAAUCCCUACGUCAAGUCAACAUCAAACUGGCUCCAUAGGGGCCUACCAGGUUACUCACAAGUAUGUCAGCCUGAGCGAUUAUCUUGAUUGAAAGUUUUGUGUUCUGUGGAGACGGGCCUGUGUAUUCUGCUUAGGUAUCCAAUUCACAAGAAUGAAGCGAACAGCACACAACGUUGAACUCGGAGACCUUGAUCAUCGCUUCCCAAAGGAAUUCGAACUCGUAAACACGCAUCAAAUCUGGCAUACCGUCAACUUGUUGGCUCAAUCAAUGGUCAUCUGCUGCAACGUUUGAUAAUAAGGUUCGCAAGGAUCGUGACUUCUACUAAGAAGAGGAUCACGGUCACAUUCUGCUACGUGGCGCCAGGGAAGCCAGGACAGUCUUCUGUGAAAUCCUUUAG